Prunus avium (sweet cherry) is the source of this 1152-nucleotide messenger RNA. Its product is annotated as putative F-box protein PP2-B12. Gene Ontology annotation, molecular function: protein binding. The record is from RefSeq and is a predicted model, not a curated record. Lineage: Eukaryota; Viridiplantae; Streptophyta; Magnoliopsida; Rosales; Rosaceae.
UUGCGGCAAAGAAUAUUCACUGCACUAUGGAGGGACCUACACAUCUGAAAGCAACAAAUGAUCAUAGAUAUGAAGAGAAGACGAGGAAGAGGGAGGAAAGAGAGACGAUCGACAUAAGAAAGGAAGGAAGCAGAGGAGAAAAAAAUAAUAUGGAUAUCAUCAGUAUACUGCCUGCAGAGUGUAUCUCCCACAUCGUUUCCUGCACAACCCCUCAGGACGCGUGCAGAUCAUCGCUGGUCUCUCAUCUCUUUCGAAUUGCUGCGGAUUCUGAUAUUGUGUGGGAGAGAUUUCUGCCCCAAGGUUAUAAGGAAAUCAUUUCCAGUUCUUUAAAUUCCUUGUCCAAGAAGGAUCUCUACUUUCAUCUUUGCAAUCACCCCAUCAUCAUAGGCAAUGGUAACAUGAGCAUGGCACUAGAAAAGCAGAGUGGCAAAAAAUGUUAUAUGGUAGGGGCAAGAGAGCUUACAGCUAUAUGGGGAGAUACACCCCCAUAUUGGCAAUGGAUAUCUCUACCAGAGUCUAGGUUUUCCCAAGUGGCUGAGCUCAAUUAUGUAUGGUGGCUUGACAUCAAGGGAUACAUAGAGACUAAAAACUUGUCCCCAAGAACAACCUAUGCAGCUUAUUUUGUCUAUCAGCUCUCAUCACAAGACAAUCCAGGGACUGCAGCAACUCCUGUUACGUUGUGCGUCGCUUAUGAACAUAGCGCAGUUGCUGUUGAGCAUAGUGUGAUCCUAGACCCUGUAACUUAUGAAGGUACAGCUCCUCCGCAUGCUCGAUACAGAGGCGAUGGGUGGUUUGAGAUUGAGAUGGGUGAGUUUGUCACCGAAGAAGAUAAUGCUACUGUAGUGUGUAGUCUAGUGGAAACUAGUGAUUACAACUGUAAGAGCGGCCUCAUUGUGGAAGGCAUUGAGCUUAGGCCCAAACAAUGAAGGAUUGAUUCCUUGCACAAGUCACAGGAGGGGAAGAAAGCUUAUAAACGAGUGGGAGUAACGUUGCCUUGCCAUUUCUCAUCCUCUAGUAAGCGUCCGUCUUUUAUUGUGCCCUUUGAAAUUAUAGAUUAUUAUAAAUAAACCCAAUCCUAGACAUGUAUUUAUAAAAAAACCCACGCACUGUUGAUUAUGGCUCAACUUGCACCGAAAGAACUUUGUGCUAUCA